AUGCUUUUUAAUCCGGAUCUGGAAAUUUGUGAUUAUAAGGAUAAUGUAUGGUGCUACGGUGACCGUACUACCCAACAUCCGUUGGAAACCACAGCUACUACUGUUGAGUCCUUCACGAAGUGCGAGGGCCAAAAGCUUGGAACCUCCUUUCCGGAUACAACCAAUUGCCAGCAAUACUAUUACUGCUGGGGCAACGAUUCCUAUAUAAUUCUCCCCUGUCCCGUGAACAAUUGGUUUAAUCCGAACACCGGUAACUGUGGUCCCGAUAUUUCACCGGAAGCUUGCCGAGAUUUCGUGGCUACCACUACGCCCAUUAUUAUUACUUCACCUGCAACAACAGUUGCCCCGACAUCUACGGAAGCCAAUGAGAAGAAUCCGUGUGCAGAUCAGGAACUGGGAGCCAGCUUUCCGUUGCAAUCAAACUGCCAGUCAUAUCUUCUUUGCCUGGGUGGAGGUCAAUCUACGACAGCCAAAUGUCCAACUAAUGCCUGGUUUGAUCCAAGCUCGGGAGAUUGUGGACCAGAUGUAUCGCCCACCGCUUGCAUCGCAACAACCACAUCUGCCACGACCGUUGCCACAACACCGGGUUCGAGUGAUCCUUGUGCCGAUCAGGAGCUGGGGGCCUCUUAUCCCUUGGUGACGAACUGCCAGCAAUAUAUUCUGUGCAUGGGAAACGGGGAGUCCACGGUGGCCAAUUGCAUCUACAAUGCCUGGUACGAUCCGCAGACGGGAAUUUGUGGACCCGAGGUACCACCAACAGCAUGUACUGAAAGUAAAGUUUCCACCGAGUCCUCGUCAAGUCAAAACACCUCGCCAAUCACAACACCUUCCUUUACAUUGUCUACCACUUCAUCUACCAAUUAUCCAGAGGAAACAACUACUGCCCCUUCGGAUAUUUCAAAUAUCUGUUCUGGAAAAAAUGAAGGAUACUAUGCAACGUAUCCUGAGGACUGUAGUAAAUACAUAGCGUGUGCUAGUCCUGUUCCUAUAGCAUUUUACUGUCCGGAAAGACUGUUUUUCAACGAGGCUCUUCAGAAAUGCGUCGAAUGGGAAGUAAGCGAGUGUCCCAAGGAAGAUACCACAACUCCAUCGCCCGGCCUUACGACUCCGAACCCAGCUUCUUCGAUAUGUUUUAAUAAUGCUGGCAAUAAUUUACCAUUCCAAGAAAAUUGUCAAUGGUUUAUACGAUGCGUUGACGACUCCUCUUACAUGAUGGGUGUAUGUAGCAGUGAAGAGUUCUUCGAUCCCGUAACUGGGAAAUGUGGCUUUGAUGUUUCACCGGAAGCCUGUCGGGAGAUUAACACUUCCACCACUUUAGUAACAGAGUCCACCGAGAGCUCGACAACGGUGAUUAUCCCAAGUACUCCAGGUACUGAAAUAGAUCCUUGCGAAGGAGCUCCUGUGGGAAAACUUGUUCCCUAUCCGGAUGAUUGCACCAAAUUCAUCCAAUGCGUUCGACCGAAGCCCAUCGUUUUUGACUGCCACGAAGGACAGGAAUUCAGCGCCACUUUGGAGCGAUGUAUGGCUCCGUGGUAUGCCAAUUGUUCCAUCCCAGCCACAACUACAGCAGCUCCAACUACUGCAGCUCCAACUACUGCAGCUCCUAUCAAAACAACCACGUUACCUUCCACGGACAGCUUUUGUGCGGAUAAAGUCGAAGGAUCAGUGGUCCCUUAUCCCGCAAAUUGUAGCAAGUACAUAAUCUGUCAGGAUCCCAUCCCAGUUGGAUAUGCUUGUCCAGAUGGCGAAGAGUUUAGUCCUUCUGAUUUGACCUGUAUGGAAGCUGAGCUGGCCGGUUGCACCCCGAAUGGCUUGCGUCUUUUUCCGGCUAAAUUAGUGGUUAAAACUGAUUCGGAAGAAUUCAUCCUGUCAAUUUGGCAGUCUUUAAAAACAAUUGCAAGUUUUGUUACAGAUUUUUAA
This is a messenger RNA of Drosophila rhopaloa, 1920 nucleotides long. RefSeq names its product mucin-5AC. The transcript has a single exon. Bases 1 to 1920 code for a protein of 639 amino acids. The record is from RefSeq and is a predicted model, not a curated record. NCBI's taxonomy places the organism in Eukaryota, Metazoa, Arthropoda, Insecta, Diptera, Drosophilidae. Gene Ontology annotation, cellular component: extracellular region. Gene Ontology annotation, molecular function: chitin binding.